AUGGACAUGAGCGGGGAUACGUAUCACUAUCAGCCGGCCGGGAUGGAGGACGACGGUGUCGGCCGUGCCGAGCAGGUCCCGACGGCCGCGCCGGCGCUGAGCGCCAAGAAGCUGUGGCGCAUGGUGCGCGCCGUGCACCUCGUGCUCGUCAGGGGCCUCGGCAAGCACCAACCCAAGCUCGCGGCGCUCGGCGUGAACCUGCACCACAUGCUGUCGUCGUCCAAGCGCCAUCACAACCACCUGCCGUCGGCGCGGGACCAGGACCCGGCGUUCACGACGUACCUGUCGGCGGCGCUCUCCUGCCGGUCCAUGGACCCGGGCGCCGCGGUGCACCCGUACCCGCGCGGCCGCGGCGUGCACAGUGGCAGGGGCGGCGCGUCCUCGCUCUCGUCGACGCUCUCGUGCCGGUCCAUGGACCCCGGGGCCGCCGUGUACCAGCAGUACCAGUACCGGCCCCGCGAGGUUGAGUUCAGCUGCAGCAGCCCGCCGCUGCACAGGCGCCGCCGCCGCGCGCACCGGCACCGGGUCCAGAGCCUGCUCCCGCAGCAGCAGCACGGCGACCUUCCGGAGUACACCUCGGCUCCUGCCGUGAAGACGCUGUUCGAGCUGAUGGACGACGUGGAGGAGGGGGAGGAGGGCAACGUGGAUGGCGCGACAGUGCCUUGGGCUGCCGGGCGCGGCCCGGCGCCGCGGCAGGUGCGGAUCACGGACUCGCCGUUCGCGGCGAGGGCGGAGGACGACGAGGAAGGGCGCAAGGGCGUGGUCGACCGGCGCGCCGACGAGUUCAUCGUGUGGUUCCACGACCAGCUGCGCAUGCAGCAGCAGCAGCAGCAGCAGCGCCCCGCCGCCAGGGAUCGCUCCACGCACCGCGUUAGAUAG
Triticum turgidum subsp. durum (durum wheat) is the source of this 879-nucleotide messenger RNA. The record is from the annotation of a GenBank genome assembly. NCBI's taxonomy places the organism in Eukaryota, Viridiplantae, Streptophyta, Magnoliopsida, Poales, Poaceae.